AUGUUAAUUAAAAUUUUAUAUAGUGAAUAGCUGGGAAUUGGUUAUUGCAUUAAAGACGAUUCAAUAAAUAUUUUGAUUCGAAGACACUGUGGUCUCAAAAUCAAAGGUCAUUAUUUUUUAAGUUUGUUUGAGAUCUACUAUCUCUUAAACUACAAGGAGUGUAUGGUUUGCGAAUAUAAAGAGGAAUUGAAAGAACAGUAUGAUUUUGAACAGUACCACUGGAUAAACGACCCUGUGGAUUUUUUAAAUCUCUUCAAACCAGAUGUUAAUAGAUUGUGUGCUUAUAUGCAUAUAAGAAACAUGGAUCAUUAUUUACGACUUUAAUUGCCAGUAGAGUAAAUGGAGACAAUAAAUCAACAAAUUAAUAAUUUACCAAGAAAGAAAAUGAUAGAGGAUGAGCAAAAAUAAUAAAACAGGAAUUGUGAGUAUUUACUUUAUAGGGUUAUGAGUGAUUAUAAAAAUAAUGUGAGAGGAUUGAAGUUGUCUUUGGCUCUGUUUAAAGAUGGGGUGGAUGAAGGGAUGCUUAAAAGUGCAGAUGUGAUUGGUUUAAUGGAAAAUGGAGAAUUGA
Messenger RNA from Paramecium octaurelia, 568 nucleotides. Lineage: Eukaryota; Ciliophora; Oligohymenophorea; Peniculida; Parameciidae. The record is from the annotation of a GenBank genome assembly.